UCUCUUUCCCAAUAAUCGAAGGAGAAAGACGGCAAUCAUCUCCUUAAACCCUUCAAUUCAAUUUCGAUUCCCUCUUUUUGAAGAAAAUAUUGAGGUGGAGAAAGAGAGGAAGAUGGCAGCUAACAGGUUUGCAACCAUGCUCCACCGAAACACCCACAGGAUGGCGUUCCUUCUAAUAUACACAGUAUUAGAAUGGAUCUUAAUAGCUCUUCUCCUCCUCAGCGCUCUUUUUUCCUUUCUUAUCGCCAAGUUUGCCUCUUUCUUUGGCCUGAAGCCCCCUUGCAUCUUUUGCACAAGAGUGGAUCAUCUAUUCCAGCCCGGCAAGGGCCAGCGCUUCUGUAAGGAUAUUAUCUGCGAUUCGCAUGCUGUAGAAAUCUCCAAGCUUGGAUUUUGCUCCAAACACCAGCGGCUCUCCGACGCCGGCGACAUGUGCGAAGAUUGCGCCACCUCUGGAUUUGGUGAAACCGAUCGGAAAGUUGCUUUGCUGUCGUGGAUGAAGCAGCGAAGCGCGCUGGAGGAGAAAGAUCUGGUUUGCUCUUGCUGCGGCGUGAUCCACGAGAGCCGUUCCUAUUCUUCCUAUACAAUUUUACAUACGGAACCUUCUGACGUUUUAGAGUGUGCCCAGAAGGAUAGAUCUGUCAAAGAGGAGACGGAGGGUGAAAAAGAUGGCGCUGUUGGUCCAGAGAAGGCUGACCUCGGGAGAGAGAUUCCUUCGGCUCAUGCUGAGGAGAUCGAAGAUCAGAAAGAAGAAGCACAUGAAAAAGAGCAUGAUUUCAAAAGUGAGACUUUGCUUCCAUCUCCUUGUUAUGUGGUGGAGGAUGCGUUGGCAACGAUCCUCGCCUUUCAUCCAAAGAAGACGGUUGAUGAUGAGCGGAUUCUUCCCAUUGAAUUAAUCGAUUCUUCCACCAUGGUGAGAUGCGGUGUUAGAGGGCAUCAUGUUGAUGAUAAAAUGCUUCUUAGAGAUGCGGCAGAGCGGGAAACUGCUAAAAUUGAUAUUGCGGAAAUUGCAGAGCAGCAAAGUUCUACAGUUACAAUUGACGACGCUGAAGAUGUUUCAUUUGGUGGUGGCAAAAUGACGCAUCAAGAAACUAUUCAUGUUGAGUUGGUGCCGGUGAUAAACGCUGAAGAAUUUGAAGAUCUGCAUGUAUCUGAAGAAGAAUCCAAAGUGAAUGAGGAGGUUAACUGCGAGAUAUCAAUAGGGAGUGACAUAUGUGACCAAGAACAAAUUGAGCAUGCACAAAUCCAUGAAUCCAUACCUGAACCAGAAUUCCAACAAGAUCAAAAUUUGGAGAGCUUCAAUGAAACAACUGAUAGAGAGAUAGUAACUGAACCUGAACCGUUGAAGCGAAGUGCUCGACAAGUGAAGCACCUUGCUAUUCCUCCAGUUCUUAAUGAAAUUGUAGAGGAGGGAAUGCCUGAAACUCCAACAACACCAUACUCUAUUGAAGGCUUUCCUGUUUUGCCCAAGAGGUUUCUGUUGGAAAGGAGAGAAUCUGGGACUGAAUCUUUAGAUGGAAGUAUUGCUAGUGACUUAGACAGCAUGGAGCCAUGGACUUUGGAACGUUUGAAGGCAGCUCUGAAGGCUGAGCGUAAGUCUUUAACCGCAUUAUAUGCUGAACUUGAAGAAGAACGAAGUGCCUCAGCUAUAGCUGCCAACCAAACCAUGGCAAUGAUAACCAGGCUUCAAGAAGAGAAGGCUGCAAUGCAGAUGGAAGCACUGCACUACCAGAGGAUGAUGGAGGAACAGACAGAGUACGAUCAAGAGGCGCUGCAGGUCCUCAACGAGCUCAUUUUGAAGAGGGAGAAAGAGAAACAGGAGUUGGAGGAGGAGCUUGAGCUUUAUCAUGAGAAGGUUCUUAUGUACGAGGCUAGUGAGAGAAAUAAGAACACUGGGAACGAGAGCGUGAUUGCAUCGGGCUUGUCAAUUUCGGAAGAUAGUGAUGAUCUUUCCUUUGAAUUCCAUGAAGGUGAGGAGAGUAACUGCAGCCACAAUGAGAACAAACAAAACACGCCCUCUGCUGAAAUUUUAAGCUUUGUGGAAAGUUCAGAUACAAUGGAUGUAUGUUUAACUGAAUUUGAGGAGAAUAGAAUUUCCAUACUCAAGAAACUCAAAGCAUUGGUGGAGAAGCUUUUCAAAAUGGAUGAUAAAGAUGAGACUGAUGAUUCAGAAAGUAGAAAACAGUGUUGGGUUGAGAAUGGCCAUAAAGUCAAUGGAGAACGCGAACUUCUAGGUGAUGAUAUAAACUAUGGAUCUGUUAAUUGUUCUUCACAUGAUCUGCAAAUUAAUGGAAAGCUUCGCUGUGAACAAAGGAGCGCUGGUAUUCAAGGGAAAAAUCUCCUGCCCCUUUUUGAUGCCAUUAGAUUGGAAAGUGAAGAAAAACUUAGCACAAAAGAUGACUCCAUUGAUGGCAGCUCACCCGACUCGAUUUCAAAGUUUUCAGUGGGUCUGAAGAAGGUGGCUAUUGCUGAGGAGCUAGAUGAGGUUUAUAAGAGAUUGCAAGCUCUUGAAGCAGACCGUGAUUUCAUCAAGCAUUGCAUUUCUUCCAUGAAGAAAGGAAAGAAGGGGGUGAAUCUUCUUCAAGAGAUCCUUCAAAACCUUGAUGAUCUCAGGAGAGUUCAGCUCCAUUCCAGGAGUUCCGACUUCUAAUUUGAACCAGCAGGAUCUUACACUCUCGAUGCCGAGUAUUUGGAUCUUAUUGCUUUGCCAGAUGGCGUAAAUACUUUUUUAAGAAUUGUAAAAGUGACCUUAUAAAUUUGAUAGCCAUGUUAAUGCCGAAGCGAACCUAGAGUCGGGGAUGAAGAAGGAAGUCAUGGCAACAUCUCCAUGCUCUUUUGCUAAGCUUUGUUCAAAGUUGAAGCAGACCACUCAUGCGAUAAAUCUGCUUUUAAUUUCCCUGAA
Messenger RNA from Phalaenopsis equestris, 2899 nucleotides. RefSeq names its product myosin-binding protein 3-like. Lineage: Eukaryota; Viridiplantae; Streptophyta; Magnoliopsida; Asparagales; Orchidaceae. Gene Ontology annotation, molecular function: myosin binding. The transcript has 4 exons. The record is from RefSeq and is a predicted model, not a curated record. Bases 113 to 2647 code for a protein of 844 amino acids.